UAUGACUUGCAGCAAACCCAGAGAAUGCAUUCAAUCAAAUGAACCGAUCGUGUAGAAACACUGGAAUCAUUUAUGCAUUGCAGUUUCUCUUUCUUGUUUUUGCUUAUUCUUCCCUGGGAUAUUUUGAGUGGAUUCUGGCUAUUAAUCAAGAUCUCGUGCUGCUCGCGGUUUGCUUGUCGUUUUCGCUCAGGAUUAGCAUCAUUCAAGAUAAACGCAAAGCUGCUUCCCCCCACCCACUCUCUUUUGAAAAAUCAUUUUUGGGGUCUGCUGAAGAGAGCUAGGACCCAGGAGACACCUUCUCAAACAGCAGGGGUUGUGUGCUUUCACAUAGCAGUACUGUACAAGGAAAACCCCGUCGGAUCUGUUAUUGCGGGAUACUUGUGAAAUACACAUAGGAUUCUUAUGGCUGCAUCCCGGAUCUGGAAAUUUUACUUGGGGACCAGGAAGAUUUGAAAGGCUAUAUGUAUUCAGAAGAUUUGCAAGCGAGACUCCGAUUCUUGUCAUAGAGCUCACAGACUUCUUCACUUAUCGUCCGUUUUCCUUCCUUCUGAAAAAAAAAAACAAAAAAAAAACAAAAAACAAAAAACAAAAGAACAAAAAACCCCACACAUUUAAAUUUUUCUCCUUUUUUUCUGAUCUCUCCUCCUUCAGUCUCUCCUUUUUUAUUCUGCCUCUUCUUUUUUGCCUCCUAGUAUUUUUUCCCCUUCUCUGCUCUGCACCUGGAUGGUAUCGUCACUAAACAAUCGGGCACUUUGAGAACUAACUGGAGACAGUCUUGUAGGGAAGAUCUGUAUGGAAUUAUCUGCCUUUAUGGUGAACUUGGCAUUUGUGAAUGGGUAUCUUGUUCACAAUAUUAAUUGCUAGCCAAAACAAGAAAAAGAACACGGGAGUAAAACGUGGAUUUUUCUGAAUACGCAUUGUGAUGACCAGCAAUUGCCUUACCGACUGAUAUCCAGAGGAGAAUAAUUUGGAAGACUGUUGUGGAACAGCCUUUAAAAACUGGAAGAUGAAAGCUCCGAUUCCGCAUUUGAUUCUCUUAUAUGCUACAUUCACUCAGAGUCUGAAGGUUGUGACCAAAAGAGGUUCUGCUGAUGGAUGCACAGAUUGGUCUGUUGAUAUCAAGAAAUACCAAGUUUUGGUGGGAGAGCCUGUUAGAAUCAAGUGUGCACUCUUUUACGGUUAUAUCAGAACAAACUACUCCCUUGCCCAAAGUGCUGGUCUCAGCUUAAUGUGGUAUAAAAGCUCUGGCCCAGGAGAUUUUGAAGAACCCAUCGCCUUUGAUGGAAGCAGAAUGAGCAAAGAAGAAGACUCUAUUUGGUUCAGACCAACGUUACUACAGGACAGUGGGCUUUAUGCCUGUGUCAUCAGGAACUCCACAUACUGUAUGAAAGUAUCCAUCUCACUGACAGUAGGAGAAAAUGACACUGGAUUCUGCUACAAUUCCAAGAUGAAGUACUUUGAAAAAGCUGAACUGAGCAAAAGCAAGGAAAUUUCAUGCCGAGACAUAGAGGAUUUUUUAUUACCAACCAGGGAACCUGAAAUUCUUUGGUACAAGGAAUGUAGAACAAAAACAUGGAGACCAAGUAUCGUGUUCAAAAGAGAUACUUUACUCAUAAGAGAAGUUAAAGAAGAUGACAUUGGAAACUAUACCUGUGAAUUAAAAUAUGGCGGCUUUGUUGUGAGAAGAACCACUGAGUUAACUGUUACAGCUCCUCUGACUGAUAAGCCACCCAAGCUUUUGUAUCCUGUGGAAAGUAAACUAACAAUACAGGAGACUCAACUAGGUGACUCAGCCAACCUCACCUGCAGAGCUUUCUUCGGGUACAGUGGAGAUGUCAGUCCUUUGAUUUACUGGAUGAAAGGAGAGAAGUUUAUUGAAGAUCUGGAUGAAAAUAGAGUUUGGGAAAGUGAUAUUAGAAUUCUUAAGGAACAUCUUGGAGAACAGGAAGUUUCUAUCUCAUUAAUUGUUGACUCUGUGGAAGAAGGUGACCUGGGGAAUUAUUCCUGUUAUGUUGAAAAUGGAAAUGGACGUCGGCAUGCCAGUGUUCUCCUUCACAAGCGAGAGUUAAUGUACACCGUUGAACUUGCUGGAGGGCUUGGUGCUAUUCUCUUGCUGCUUGUUUGUUUGGUGACCAUCUAUAAAUGUUACAAGAUAGAAAUCAUGCUGUUCUACAGGAAUCAUUUUGGAGCUGAGGAACUGGAUGGAGACAACAAAGAUUAUGAUGCUUACCUAUCAUAUACCAAAGUGGAUCCUGACCAGUGGAAUCAAGAGACUGGGGAAGAAGAACGUUUUGCCCUUGAAAUUCUCCCUGAUAUGCUUGAAAAGCAUUAUGGGUAUAAGUUGUUUAUACCAGAUAGAGAUUUGAUCCCAACUGGAACAUACAUUGAAGAUGUGGCAAGAUGUGUAGAUCAAAGUAAGAGGCUGAUCAUUGUCAUGACUCCAAAUUAUGUAGUUCGGAGGGGCUGGAGCAUCUUUGAGCUGGAAACAAGACUUCGAAACAUGCUUGUGACCGGAGAAAUCAAAGUGAUACUGAUCGAAUGCAGCGAACUCCGAGGAAUUAUGAACUACCAGGAGGUGGAGGCCCUCAAGCACACCAUCAAGCUCCUGACAGUUAUUAAAUGGCAUGGACCAAAAUGCAACAAGUUGAACUCGAAGUUCUGGAAACGUUUACAGUACGAAAUGCCUUUUAAGAGGAUAGAACCCAUUACACAUGAGCAGGCUUUAGAUGUCAGUGAGCAGGGGCCUUUCGGGGAGCUGCAGACUGUCUCGGCCAUUUCAAUGGCUGCGGCCACCUCCACAGCUCUAGCCACUGCCCAUCCAGAUCUCCGUUCUACCUUUCACAACACCUACCAUUCACAAAUGCGUCAGAAACACUACUACCGAAGCUAUGAGUACGACGUACCUCCUACGGGCACCCUGCCACUUACCUCCAUAGGAAAUCAGCAUACCUACUGUAACAUCCCUAUGACACUCAUCAAUGGGCAGCGGCCACAGACAAAGUCGAGCAGGGAGCCGAAUCCAGAUGAGGCCCACACAAACAGUGCCAUCCUGCCGUUGUUGCCAAGGGAGACCAGUAUAUCCAGUGUGAUUUGGUGACAGAGAAGUAAGGACAUCCCAUUCCUGGGAGUUUGAAAGGAAUCUGCAGUCCAGUGCCUGGAACUAAAUCCUCGACUGCUGCUGUUAAAAACAUGCAUUACAAUCUCUAGAACACGAGGAAAAACAGGGUCUUGUACAUAUAUUUUUUGGAAUUUCUUUGUAGCAUCAGUGUCUUCCUGUUUUACCAUGUCUCUUACCAUUACAUUUUUUUUACUUUGUUUUAUAUGUCACUGGAUUUGUAAAUUUACAUUUUUUUUAAAGAAGAGACUGAUGUGUAGAUAGAAAACCCUUUUUUGCUUCACUAAUUUAGUUUAAGAAUGAGGUUUUAAUUUUCUUUUUAAAUUUGAUUUUGCUUUUAACAUUUCCUUGGGGUGCUUGGACAAAUCUAUCUGACGGGACAAGGAGCACCGGAUCCUCUCUCGGGUUCUUCCUAGGACCAGCUAGGCCAUGUCGGCCUUCAGAGAGCAGUGCAACCGAACGCCAGCAUUGCAUUGCUGUUUGGGAACAAAAGAGAGAGAGAAAGAGAAGAACAUUUGUUCAGAGGAGGGCCCUGCCAGUCAGAGCCCUGAUAUCUCUUCCUUGUCCCCACCUCAUUCCCCACCUCUACCCUUCUAAUGGCAGCAUGAUGUGUAAAACUCUGCAGAGGGUAGGGGUAGGUCUAACUGUCUUAACAUUUAAUUCACUGCUCUUCAGAAUACACUCUAGACCCAAAGUUGUGCUAGUCACAUGACAGUGACCACUACAGAGUGAUCACUACAGAAUGAAGAUCGAAGGCAUGAAAAUGGGGAGAGUGUUGUUUCCGUUUUUUAAAAAUGAGUUGAUGUAUCCUUAUAUAUAAAUAUAUAUAUAUAUAAAUAGAAAUACAAAUAGAAAUAUAUAUAUAAAAGAGCAAAACAAAACAAACAAAUAAAAAAACACACAAAAAUACAAAACAAAAAAAAAAUCAAGCCCUAUAUUUGAUCACUUCCUGGAAAGGCAUGAAUGUGUUUGUGGCUGUUUUUGUUUGAAAAUCUACUUCCUCUUUUCCCUCUAUGAUUAAUUUUUCUGCAAAUGAGAUUAUGUGCAAAUACCAGGCAAGUUAACUGAGAUAGGUGAAUCAAGGCAAGUAAAACUGAAAUUUACAUUGAAGGCUUCCAAACCAAAGGGAAGAUCAGGAGGUGUCAUCAAAUACGUUUUGUCACCUUGUAUUAUACAAAAUGUUAUCUUCUGAAGAGUCAGAAAAAAAAUCUGUGAAGCUUAUUGUGAAGUUCCCUUGUACUUAAAUGUUAACUGACUUGUAUUUACUUUUCAGUGCUACAUUCAGUUUAUGAACAUAAGCAGCAUUUAUUAAUAAAAAGGUGUUUAAAUAAGAUCUCAGGAGGUCAAACAUAUGAAUAACAACACAAACUAUUUUCAAAGUAAAUAUUAUUUGCACAAAAUAGUUUUAAUUAGAUCAGAAAAUACUUAAAAUACUUAAUUUUAUUGUAUAGAAAUUAAUUUAAUUUUAACUAUAUGAUUCUAUCUUUCAAAAACAGAAAGUUGAUGCUCACAGGAAAUUUGUCACUUACCAUCUAGCUUUCUGUUUGAAAUCAAUCACAUAAGCAGCUAAUUCCUUGUCGUGUUAACAAUGAUGCUAAAUCAAUCACAAAAGACCCUGUAGAGGGCAGAAUUGUUAAAAGGAAAUGUUACCUAUGUAGAUUUUAGUUGUUUGUUUCUUUGUUUUAAAUCAAUGUGACAAAACAAUAGAACUUAAGGUUUAUAGAACUUACUUUAGUGAUUCAUUAUGGGAAAUUCCUUCUCAGCCAUCAUCUGUGGGAACAAGUAGUAACUACCUUGUUUGCUUUAUUCCUGCCAUAUCAUAUAUAACGAGAAAACAAUCCUAGUGUUUGGGCCACAAGGCUAAGAAGUUGUGAGUGGGCCACAUGGACAUAAAAGUGUAAAUUGCAAUAGAGGUCAUUGGGGAGGGCAAGGUAGAACUAUGAAUGUAUGAGAUACAAGUACAAACAUUUUGUAACAAUGCAAAGGUUUCAGCAUCUUCGUGACAAGGCAAAGGAGCCUUGGGAUGUGCAUUGAUUUUUAUUUGCUUAAAAAAAAUGUUUACUUCCCUGACAACUUGCCUGGGUCUUCUCUAUAAUAUGUCUUUAUUCUUGUGCUCCCCUUGGUUCUGUGUCACAUUUUCAAAAACCAGAACUGAAGCUACAAGGACACGUAAAACUCUAAGGUCAGCUUUGCACAUUGGGUUAUUUUCAGAACCAGAGAAGGCCAUUGUUUACUUUGUACUAUGGACACUUGUCAUUGGACUGGAUUCCAAACUUCCCCAGUACUCAGAAGAUUGUAAAUGUGGCAAUGGCUUGAUUUAUUUCUUUGCUUUUGCUUUUGGUUUUUUUUUAAGUUUUUAAGUGCACGGUGGGUGUGUGGAAUAAAUGUGGAGGAAGUAAUCAGACCACAGUCAUAUUUUAGGCAUCCAUAGGUGUUAAUUUAGCUGCAUUGGGAGUACAUUUUUUUGUUCUAUUUUUAGUGUAGAUUUAAGCACUUUGAAUAGCAUGAUUCAGGGAUUGAUGGGUAAUAUUUGAUACUCUCACAACUUAAGAAAUUUGUUUUCCUCCAAUGCUUUGUUAUAUUUACAAAUGACAUAAAUGCAAAGGAAGCUUUUAUAGCUUUAGAAACAUUCCUCCCAAGUUUCUAUCCUUCUAUUAGCUCCACAGGAGAACCAGUGAAGAGAACUUAUGGGUUCACAUGUUCUAUGUGUAACAGAAGUUCUAUGAGAACUCACAAUAAAAUAAAAAUACAUGUAUUUCCCCUAGUGCUUAGGUUUCAUCCUUCUCUUUUUGUUUGUUGGGGUUCUGGGGGAUAAGAUUAUUCUAGCUGUAAAAACACAUUUGAAAACGUGAAUGUGUUAGCCAAGCUGGGGGGAAGAAUGGACUUCCAGACUUGGACAUGUGUGAUGUUUGGUAUUGCCUGUUUUUCAUCGAUCACCACCUGAGCUCUGAAUGAUAUAUUAUAGAUUCAAAUGCCCAUCUGGUUCUCUAGUGUAACCUCAACUUGCUGCUUCUGAGCAUCUUAGUCUUUAUUCUGGUGCUCAACUCUUUGAUUAUUUAAUUUGUAUCCCAUCCCUUUGGUCUUCUAUGGGCAGAGAAGACUUACGUAUAUUGUGCUACCAGCUGAUUUAAGUUUAGAUGAAUUCUACGAAAUAAAUUGAAGACGUGAUAAGAUCUGAACUUAUUAUAUUUCUAUAGCUAAGGAUUUGAUUGUUCAGUCAAUAAUUUUGUAAUUAUUAUUUUCCUCAUAGUAUAUGUAUUUGGAUUCUAUCAAUUUAAUCUUAAAUGUGUAGAUUCUGGUUUCUUCGGUACUUCAUUGUUAAUAAAUAUUUUAUAACAAGAAGAAAUAUUAACUGAGAGCCGAUUCCUAAACUCUAAAGUUUGUUUUGUUUAUCCUAGAAUAGUCAUUAACUUUUCAGAUACCAUUCAUUUGAAUUGCAAUUACUAUUUCUAGGAAAACAUUUAUUUGUACAUUGUAAGCUAUUUUCUGAUUCUGGAAUGGAACCCUAGCUCUCCUUUUAAAGGAGCAGUUUCUAAUAUUGUGUUUAAUUUCUUCUUUUUUGUUUGAUAUUUUGCUUAUUUUGUUUCUGAGACAGGAUUCAGGCUAGGCUAUCCUCAAGCUCUCAAUCCUCCUGUCUCAGCCUCCUGAUUGUUGGGAUUACUAGAGAUUUCUUCUUUACUAAUUGCAGUUUAUAUCAUUACUCCCAGAAGAAAUUUUAUUGAAAUUCUAAGGAAAUCAUCAAGGUCACACAAGUGAAAUCACUGAGGAGAACUAAGAGAACACACAUACACAGAAAAGGAAAAUGCCUUAUUGUCUCUGAUCUGAAAUUGUUUGGCCAUUGAUCCCAUUAAUGGUGUAGUUGAAUAGAGGAGAAAUAUUGAGUAGGCUAGAAAUCCCACUACAGAUUCAUAUUCCCUAUUGUGGAAAAUGUUUCCAACCAUAUAUACAGUUAUUUAAAAUAAAUCACAAUCUGACUCUGUAAUAAAAGAAGAAAGUUUUGUCAACAGAAGCAGAGGCUAUUUGUCAUGGAUCUUUCCCACCAUAUUAUUCUGAACAAAGAAAGUAGCCAACAGUUUCAAUUAUCCUUAAUAAUGGGCCUUAUACUUUAGUUCAAGAAUAUCUUGGCCCUUUAAAAUCAAUUAAAGGAAAUAAUGAAUACACGUGAGCUUUCAGAUGAGGUUGAUAAUUGUGUAAAUCUGUUUUCCUGUGUGUGACUCUCAAGACUUCCAGCAUCCAAAAGGCCAUAGAUGUUUAGAUUCAGAGGACAGUCUCGUAGGCUAGUAUUCAGAUAAACUCAACAUAUCUUGCAAACAUUGUUGAGCUUGUUAUUUUUCUUAACUUCAGUCAUGAAAAUUCAAGGGUGACUAUUGUUCUUCUAACAGAGAUAAUUCCUCAUCCAAAUGGCCUGAAAGACAUGGGAAACAUUGAAAAAAAUUUAACAAUGAUAAGUAGUUUACACCCAAAUAAAUGAGAAAUAUCUAUUAUUACUAGGAUAAUUUACUUAUUUCUAAAUUCAUUUCAAAUAGGAAAAAAGCCAAAUCAUAUAGUUUGAAAAGUGUGACUCAUUUCAUUAUUUUUUCUGUGUUUUUAAUUGCAUUGUCUACCAAAAAGUAUUCAAACAUUAGAGAAAGUAACCAUUUGAUGUGUUUGUCUAAAAGAAACCAGUUUUAGCAUGAGAAAAAGUAGAAGUUAUCUUCUUCACUUUAAGUGAUUAAGUUUUUGCUACUUUCCCAAAUUCUAGUAUGACCUUGGAACAAUAUAUACAGUUCUGAAAAGUGAGGCGGAGGUGAUUAAAGUUGUAGUUACUAUUUCAUUCAUUGCAGAGUGAAAACCUAUGCUUUGUGUUAAGAGAAUGAAAUGCUGUCUGAAGGAGCUAUCCAAUCUUACUUAACUUGAAUAAAACAAAAGAAAGAGGAGAGUUAAUUCUACUACUAAUUUGAUAUGCCCUUGUCAUAAUCAAACUUUGGUUAAAUCCACAGAAAAUGUCUUGUAGAAGGAAAUCAACUUUAAUUUUCCAUUCAGUAUUAUGUCUUUUUUACAGCCUCAGCAUGCAAAAUGUUUCUCCAUUACAGAUAAGAUAUGCAUAUAUAUUUAUAAGAUGCAUAUGGCUUUAUAAGUAUAUAUGUGUAAAUCCUUCUGCUCAUUAGUAAAUUUUCCUCUAUUGGCCUCUGCGUUCACUGACAAACUUGUGCUUCUGAAUCCUUCAUUAAAGUAAGUAAAGUUACUUUUGCAUUUUUCUACAGUUUACUUCUCAUUGAUGUAUCUCUCAGAGUUCAUAAAUCUGAAAUUUUCUUCUUUCUAAGAAAAGGAAGCAGUCUAAAAUAUCAAUACACUGUGUUCUCUCCACUACCAAGUAACAAACUCCAAAAAAACUGCCCAUGAACUUCAGAGUAUUACAUGUAAUAUCGGUGUUGUGUAAAUUUCAAUCUUCAUAAUCUAAAUGUUACCUUUCAAAAGGCAUGCUGUGUCAUUGAAAAAGAUUUAAUGUGAAAUGAUCUUAUUACAUAGUGCAUGAAUAUGUGGCAAAGUAAUAUGGAUCUAUCUUUACUAGUCAAUGAGAAGUUAAAUUUGGGGAGAUCAAAUGUGUUUAGGUUAACGUUCAAUUGGGAGAAUGGCUUCUUAAUGUUAGGAUACAUGGGCAGUUGUCCAUACUGCUUGCAGUAUAUGCUCCUGUUACCAAGAAUCCUUAGUGUAUUCUUUCCACCAAAGUAGUGGAGAUGUGUUCUUAUAACUGCUAUUUAAUCACAACUUUUACAUCUUCAGAGUUUGAGGGAACCCAAAUAGGAAAGUGGAUGUAGUCAUUUUCCUCUGCUGGUGUUCAAAUCACAUUUUAAACUCAAACACACUCAGAUCUGUUCACAGUCAGUACAAGUGCAUUUUACAUAGUACUUCUCUUGAGUUUUGCUCAUUCUCUUUUGACUUUGUACAAUCUAGAAUGUAUGUAACUCAUGAGUAGGUGAUGGGGGCGCUCUUUUUUCUUAGAAUACUUACAAUUAUAUAUUUGGUUUUGCUUUGACUAGCAAUAGGAAAAUAGACAAAUACAAGUGUAAAAAUGAGAAAUUUUAAACUCAACUUAUAAUUUGUGUUUUAUAGUCGUUUCAUAAGUCUGUUGCUCUCUAUGAGUAUGCUCUCUAUAUAUCCUGUAAAAAUAAAUUUAUAUGUUACAUAGAAAUUCAAGAAAUUAAAUUAUUUAUUAAGCUACAAGUGUUUCUUCUGAUUUCUACCUGAUAAUAGAUGACAAUAAAUUAAAUUAUGUGUUGUUGGAACAUAUGUAAGUAUGUUUGUUAAUUUAAUAACCCUUGUUACACUUUUCCUUCCCUUUCUUUGGAAGCAUAUAAUUCUUCGACCUAAUUGCUACCAGGAUUGUGAGAAUAGACUUAAGAAAUGCCUAGUUGACUGGGGGGAAAAGGAAAAGAAAGGCUGGUUGAAAAACCAAGUCUAUUUACAAUCCUGUUUUAUCCUUCACUACUGGAUUUAGAGAGAUUUGAAUUGCUAAUUCAAACACUUAAAGUUAUUAUCACAUGAAUGGUCUUUUUCAAGGUUUAAUUCCACAUGUAUUUCCUUUGAGAAACAAAUGAAAGGAAUGAUAACAUAUGAGUCAUUUGUUGAUUCCCUUUUUCUGGAUAAUUUCUUCUUUUAAGGUACUAUUUCCAUGACAACCUUAAAAUAUUGUUCCCUCAGAUAAUAUUUUACAGUGACCAAGGUCUUGAAUCAUCUGUUUUUCCUGCUAGUAAUGCAUAGUAAUCAGAUAUUUUUAUCUGUAAAGAAAAAGGUACAACUAGACAAAAAUACUAAAGACAUUGUGAAAUAAAUACAUAAUUAUCCAAUUUCUUAAAUUAAUUAAUCAAUUCUUUUUCAAGUUAAUAAUCACUUUCCUUAAUAGAUUACCAAAACAUGGGGAUUUCCAUUUUUCAUGUGUUCUUUAGACUAAGCAUCACUUGAACAUAACUGAGUAUCAUGCCUGUAAUUCUACCAUUUAGAAGACUGAGACAAGGAGAUCCUGAGUUUGAGAAUGGAUAGAGGGGAUGGGAAAGGAGAAUAACUUGUAGGAUGUGCUAAGGCACUGAUAGAUAUCUGAGUCUCAAAAUAACUGAAGACCAGAAAAAUUAUUUACUUAUUUAUUCAUUUUGGGGGGGGGCAAUUCUCACUAAGUAGCCCAGAUUUGCCUGGAAUUGGAGAUUUUGCUUGAACAACAUCCCAGCCACUGGCAUUUCAGUUUUGACCAUGUAAUCUGCCUGACUGCUAUUUUAGCAGAUGAUACAAAAAUACAAAAUAUAGUCACUUAAUUUCAAUAUAUUUACUACAUCUUAUGGUCUGCAGAGUGUAGCAACAAACUAUACUUUCUAUUUAAACUUUCAAUCACUUAUUCUUACAACAUAGUAUCAGUCAAAUGUAUUUAUCUCACUGGAUUAACUUAUUUAAUAAUGCACAUGAUUUUAUAGUACAAUAGUAUUGGAGGAAAACUUUAUAAUGAAUUUACCAAAUUUCUUACCACCACAAUGGUGAUAAGAAAAGAAUAAAACUUCUGGGUUUUGUCAGAAGAAAAGAUAAGGGUAAAUUUUACACAUUGGGCUCCGUCUCCUGAAAUCACAGAAAGAUGACUAUGUUUCUGUCUAUGAUAUCUCACAUUUGUAUACUUUUAUUAAUUACUUAAAUUAGUUAUUUCUUCGAUAAUGGCUAUAAUACAUUUUGAAUAAUCUCUCCUCUCACCAUCUCUUACUACUUUCUUUCCUAUCCCUGGCCUCCUCACAAUUCCCUACCAGUUUCUUUCUUAGAUUCAUGAAUUUAGGGUUGGUUUUGUGACCCAUCUAGUUUAUCCAGGUACAUCUGUGUUAACAUUGCAUUGGGGCUAUCCAUUGGAGACUGUGGAGUAACCAAUGGGUACACAACUUACCCUGAACUGGUAGUAAAUAAUGAUAAGGCUCUUUGAGCCCCUCCUCUAUCCAUGCCCAGAUAUUGACAGGCUUACUCCAAUGCACAUCCUCACUGGACUCAUUUUGAUCAAUAUGCCUUCUACUACUACCAUUUUUGAAGUUGUUUGUUUCUAGGUCUAAAGAAGAAUGCAUUAUUUAUGUGAGAUUUUCAUGCUCUAAUCACAUCUCUGAAUUAAUAUUUCAAGGACAUAAACCUUGUUAGUUAAGGUAAAUAUUCUUUUUGUUUAUUUGUUUUUCAAGACAGAGUUUCUCUGUGUAGCCCUGGCUGUCCCAGAACUAGCACUGUAGACCAGGUUGGCCUCAAAGUCACAGAGAUUUGUCUGCCUCUGCCUUUCUAGUGCUGGAAUUAAAGGCAUGCACCACCACAGCCCAGUCAUAAAUAUUCUUAUAAUUUUUCAUGGAAUUGCCAAAUCAAAAACUUCCUAGAGUAUGGCUUUUGAAGUUAUAAAAAUGUCACUCAAAUUUUAGUGACUUCGCAAUUACUUUAGACUUUUCCCACCUAAUUUUUUUUUUUGGGUUUUAGGAGACAGGGUUUCUCUGUAAAGCAGUCCUGGCUAUCCUGGAGCACUCUUUGUAGUCCAGACUGGCCUUGAAUUUACUGAGAUCUGCCUGCCUCUGCCUCCCAAGUGCUGGGAUUAAAGGCAUGUGCCACCACUGUCUGGCCCACCUAAAUUCUUAUAAUACUAGAGCAUUUCAAAAAUAAUAGGCAACAGUAAAUUUCAUUGUGUACAAUAGCGAUUUUUGUUAUUCCUGCACUAAACUGAAGUGGAAAAUACAUCAAUAAAUCAUCACAAUACAUUCUGGACUUUAGUAGUUCAGAACAGCUGACUGUGACAAUGGUAAGCUUUUAGAAUUCUAAAUAGUGUAGGUAUAUGUAUAAUAUGUAUAGACACAAACUAAAACCAUGCAGUAUCAAUACUUUCAAUAUACAUACUACCUUGAACCAACAACAACAAGUUGGCAAGUUAAUGAAUUUCAUAAGAAAAUUGCUCAGUAAUAUUUUUUUGUACAGGGUAAAAGCAGGUCUCUGGGUUUCUGCUCAAUCAACUUUUCUUUAUCUUAACAAAGAGUCAGCUCAUUUUGCUUUCCCUAUAAAAUUCUGUGAUUGUCUCCAUUUCCCACACUUUCCUUACAUGGUAACCCUGAAUUAUUUAUUCAUGAAGAACGAAGAAGGCAAUGUACUCAGCAACUGUCACAAGAAAAGCCUGUGGAAGCAUCAAAGUUAUUGCCAUGAGUAUCCUAUCAUUCCAUCAAAUUUAUUUUUGCAGGACUGUGAAAUCAUGUAUUUUUCAGAUUACAUUUAAAUUAUGUCCUUAAUAAAUAACAUGUCCUCAGCAAAGCCUAACCUUAGAGAUACAAUUACUGGUAUGAUUUUUUAUUUUAAGUUUUCUCUUUACAGACUAGAUGGCAUGCUGCCACUGAUGUGAAAUAGAAACACAAUAGAAUUAAGUAAAUCCACAGCUACACUUUUAAGUAUUCUGCACCAGGAAAUGGCCUUUAUUAAUAGUCGUCUUCAAAACAGGCAUCUGAAUAACAUGCUGUGUAUUACAAGAAUGCUGGGCAUAGGGUGAGAAAUCAAAGAAAGGGGACAGCAGGGAUCUCUGCUCGGGUAGCAUUGGAAAUGUGUAUUUUUGUGUUGCUGUCUCUAAAGACAGCUAUGGUUUAUUGAUAAGACUGCAUAGCUGACUAUGACAACUAUAGUAUACUUAGCAUUUAGACUUUUAUUUUUAAAAGCGAAGGAAAUUUGUCACUAAAUAUGAAUGUUGCAUAUGUUAGCACUAGAGACGGUGAUUUGUAAUUUUGAUUGUGCUUGCCUUAAUCAUUUUUCAAAAAGAAAAAAAAUUAUACAUAUAAACAAAUGAAAAUGAGGAUAAUUGAAGAAUACUGUUGAUAAAUUGGCAAGUUUUGUAUUUAUUAUACUUUUUAAAACAUAAUUUAAAACAGAAUCACAAAGUACACUUGCUGCACUCAUGUAAAAGAGUAUACGUGAGCACAUGAAAACAGCAGUUUGUAUAAGCACAAUAUAUUCCGUGUUGAGACUAAGAACUAAUGAUAACUUUAGUGUGAUUUCUGACAAUUUAAAAGCUUAAAUGUUCAAAGAAACAUUUAUUAUAUGCAUAAGAAUAUUUUGUAUAAUAUUGAGAAAGGUUUAAAAGUGGACUUUAUUUAUGGAGCACAAAUUUUAGGGAAAAUAAAUGGGAUAUAUGUCCAGUUUGUAAAAUGUUUCAUUCAAGAUUAUUAUCUCACUGGUUGAAUGGAAAGGUAUGAUGACUUGAAAGACUUUUGUGAAUUGAACAAUCCCACCAACAAUAACAACAAACAAAUAAAGCAAUGUGAAUAAAUUUCA
Molecule: messenger RNA, 13396 nt
Organism: Mesocricetus auratus (golden hamster)
Lineage: Eukaryota; Metazoa; Chordata; Mammalia; Rodentia; Cricetidae
Gene: Il1rapl1
Product: interleukin 1 receptor accessory protein like 1
Exons: 11
Coding region: 1007-3097 (696 amino acids)
Biological process (GO): negative regulation of exocytosis; signal transduction
Source: RefSeq, a predicted model, not a curated record